AUGACCAAUGCGAAAAGCAGCGUGAAGAAGGGCCCACGGAGGGAGCAGGUCGCCAACGCCUGCAUGGGCUGUCGUUCCUCCAAGGUCAAGGUCAGUCUGCGAUCUGUCUGGUUCUGAUGCCCGUCUUCGGCUAAUCCAGGUGCCGCGUCAGUGUAGCGGAAAGCACCCUCGCUGCUCCAGAUGCCUUGCCAAAGGUCUCCCAUGUCAGUACGACGUUUCGGAAGAGGGCGUGACGAGAAGACAGCACAUGUUACAGGCAUGGGAGGGCCAGAAGAGAGAUUUGGACUGCGUGCAGUCCGUGAUGCACGUUCUGAGGCAUGGCACCGAUAGCGAAGCCGCUGCGACUCUGGCACGGCUACGAGUGGGACAUUCGGUGGAGCAAGAGUCUGAUCGCAUCUCGAAGCGGCCGGGCCAAGCAGAGCUCUCGGAUCCAGACGCGUCGAGUCCCCCGCCAAACGACAGUUUCACCCCGGAGACUGUUGGUGAUGGAGACUUUAGGGGCGACUUGAAGGGGGACUACGAUACCGCCGGCGUCCCCUCUCCAAUGCUGACUUCACACGGAGGCUCCCAUGCAAGCGCUCCUGCCAGCCUCUACGCCGAGUCGCAGAUCAGCAGCUUUGACACACCGAUGACCGAUCUGACAUCCUGCUCCUACUCGCAGCCGACAAGUGCUACCUCCGAGCAGCAGCAUACCUACGCGACCUGUUCGCUCGUCGAUCUACACGACCCGACUACCCUCUUCCCCUUCGAUCCAAUCAUACCAAAUACCCAAACAUGGCACGCGUAA
Lecanosticta acicola is the source of this 787-nucleotide messenger RNA. NCBI's taxonomy places the organism in Eukaryota, Fungi, Ascomycota, Dothideomycetes, Mycosphaerellales, Mycosphaerellaceae. The record is from the annotation of a GenBank genome assembly.